Messenger RNA from Cavenderia fasciculata, 2532 nucleotides. RefSeq names its product elongation factor 2 (gene efbA). Gene Ontology annotation, cellular component: cytosol; ribonucleoprotein complex. Gene Ontology annotation, molecular function: translation elongation factor activity; GTP binding; GTPase activity. The transcript has 2 exons. Gene Ontology annotation, biological process: translational elongation. NCBI's taxonomy places the organism in Eukaryota, Evosea, Eumycetozoa, Acytosteliales, Cavenderiaceae. The record is from RefSeq and is a predicted model, not a curated record. The coding region runs from base 1 to 2532 and encodes 843 amino acids.
AUGGUUAACUUUACUAUUGAUCAAAUUAGAUCCAUUAUGGAUCGUCGUGAAAAUAUCAGAAAUAUGUCUGUUAUUGCUCACGUCGAUCACGGAAAGACCACUCUUUCUGAUUCUUUGAUCCAAAGAGCCGGUAUUAUUGCCGAAAAGGUCGCUGGUGAUAUGAGAUAUAUGUCUACCCGUGCUGAUGAACAAGAGCGUGGUAUUACCAUCAAGGCUUCAUCUGUGUCGCUCCAUUUCGAAAUCACCGAAAAGGACAAGUUGCCACCAGGAUGUGUUUCACCAAGCUUUUUGAUCAAUCUUAUCGAUUCACCAGGUCACGUCGAUUUCUCUUCAGAAGUAACUGCUGCCCUCCGUGUUACUGAUGGUGCUCUCGUCGUUAUCGAUUGUGUCGAAGGUGUCUGUGUCCAAACCGAGACUGUACUCCGUCAAGCCGUCGCCGAACGUAUCAAGCCAGUCUUGUUUGUCAACAAGGUCGAUCGUUUCCUCCUCGAACUCCAACUCAACACUGAAGAAGCCUACAUUUCCUUCCGUCGUGCUAUCGAGUCUGUCAAUGUUAUCGUCGGUAACAUGGACGACAAGGAUUUCGGUGAUGUCACUGUUGCUCCAGAAAAGGGUACCGUUGCUUUCGGUUCAGGUCUCCACGGAUGGGGUUUCACCCUCGGCAAGUUUGCUGAAAUGUACGCCGCCAAGUUUGGUGUUCCAAAGGACAAGUUGAUGGCCCGUCUCUGGGGUGACAACUACUUUGAUGGUGAAUCCAAGAAGUGGACUUCCUCCCCAACCUCUGCCACUGGCAAGCCACUCAACCGUGCUUUCUGUCAAUUCAUCCUCGAGCCAAUCUACCAAUUGUCCCGUGCCGUCGUCGACGACAACAAGGAAAAGAUCGCCAAGAUGAUCACCACCCUCAACAUUACCCUCUCACCAGAAGACAAGGAACUCAACGGAAAGGCCCUCAUCAAGGCCAUCAUGAGAAAGUUCCUCCCAGCCGCCGACUCUAUCCUUGAGAUGUGUGUCACCCAUUUGCCAUCCCCAAUCGUUGCCCAAAAGUACCGUGUUGCUUCCCUCUAUGAAGGUCCAUUGGAUGAUGAAUGUGCUGUUGCCAUCUCCAAGUGUGACCCAGAAGGUCCACUCAUGAUGUACGUUUCAAAGAUGGUUCCAACCUCUGAUAAGGGUCGUUUCUAUGCUUUCGGUCGUGUAUUCUCUGGUGUCAUCCGUACCGGUCAAAAGGUCAGAAUCAUGGGUCCAAACUAUGUCCCAGGCAAAAAGGACGAUCUUUUCCUCAAGUCUAUCCAACGUACCAUUCUCAUGAUGGGUCGUAAGACUGAACAAAUCGAAGAUUGCCCAUGUGGUAACAUUGUUGGUUUGGUUGGUGUCGAUCAAUACCUUCUCAAGUCUGGUACCAUUACCACCUCUGACAUUGCUCACAACAUCAAGGUUAUGAAGUUCUCUGUAUCACCAGUAGUCCGUGUCGCCGUAGAAGUAAAGAAUGCAGCUGAUCUUCCAAAGCUCGUUGAAGGUCUCAAGCGUCUUGCCAAGUCUGAUCCAUGUGUCCUCUGUUAUACCGAAGAAUCUGGUGAACACAUUGUUGCCGGUGCCGGUGAACUCCAUCUCGAAAUUUGUCUCAAGGAUCUCGAAGAAGAUCACGCUGGUGUCGCCAUCAAGACCUCUGAUCCAGUCGUAUCUUUCCGUGAAUCUGUCGCUGAAAAGUCCUCCCUCCUCUGUCUCUCCAAGUCUGCCAACAAGCACAACCGUCUCUUCUGUACCGCCGAACCAAUGUCUAUGGAACUCCAAGAAGAUAUCGAAAAGGGUAACGUCUCUCCAAAGGACGAUAUCAAGGCCCGUGCCAACUAUCUCUCUGAAACCUACGGAUGGGAUCAAAACGACGCCAAGGCCAUCUGGUCUUUCGGUCCAGAGGGUCAAGGUGCUAACCUCCUCGUCAAUGCCUCAAAGGGUGUCCAAUACUUGAACGAAAUCAAGGACUCUUUCGUUUCUGCCUUCCAAUGGGCUUCCAAGGAAGGUGUCAUCUGUGAUGAAAACAUGCGUGGUAUCAGAUUCAACGUUCUCGAUGUCACCCUUCACACUGAUGCCAUCCACAGAGGUGGUGGUCAAAUCGUCCCAACUGCUCGUCGUGUACUCUACGCUUCUGAAAUGUCUGCCUCCCCAAUCCUCCUCGAACCAAUCUACCUCGUCGAAAUCACUGCCCCAGAAUCUGCCGUCGGUGGUAUCUAUGGUGUACUCAACAGACGUCGUGGUCACGUCAUCUCUGAAGAGCGUCGUGUCGGUACCCCACUCUUCUCUGUCAAGGCCUACCUCCCAGUACUCGAAUCUUUCGGUUUCACUGCCGAUCUCCGUUCUCACACUGCCGGUCAAGCUUUCCCACAAUGUGUCUUUGAUCAUUGGGAUUCCAUCGGUUCCAUCGGUGUCAUGGGUAACUCUGGUGACAAGAGAGCCACUGAAGUCGCCGUCGCCACCAGAAAGAGAAAGGGUCUCAAGGAAGCCAUCCCAGACUUUGACCAAUUCUAUGAUAAGCUCUAA